Messenger RNA from Pteronotus mesoamericanus, 1594 nucleotides. It is a transcript of the gene PPHLN1, whose product is annotated as periphilin 1. The record is from RefSeq and is a predicted model, not a curated record. Gene Ontology annotation, cellular component: nucleoplasm. Gene Ontology annotation, biological process: protein localization to heterochromatin; negative regulation of gene expression, epigenetic; negative regulation of DNA-templated transcription. Bases 298 to 1455 code for a protein of 385 amino acids. The transcript has 11 exons. Lineage: Eukaryota; Metazoa; Chordata; Mammalia; Chiroptera; Mormoopidae.
GCCUGGAGAACGGCGACGAGCGGGCUACCACAUUUACGGUGUCUCCCCGUGGGCCGUAGUUGCACACACAGACCAGGCCUCUAACCACUCCAUGGGAGCCUGCGUGCCAGCAGCCUGGAACCCAGAGCCGUUUCUGGAACCUGCACAAUCCAGAGUGAAGCCGAUGUGUUAUACAGAGACCGAAGUGCAAUCCACCCAGGACACAGCUGAAUUUUGAGAGGCCUGAGUGCCUCCGCGUCCACCAGGGGACCGCUGGGACUAAUUCUCUUGGCAAACUUGUGGCCUGCCAAAACUACCAUGCUUCACAUCCCCGUUAUCCUUGGUUACCGCCCAAGAUUGGCUUACAGAAGAGAUGAAAUGUGGUCUGAGGGACGACAUGACUAUGAAAGGCUUCCAAGAGAACGAGCACCUCCUCGAAAUCACCCCAGUGAUGGCUACCAUAGAGUAGUUAAUAUUGUGCCAAAGAAACCACCACUGCUAGACAGACCUGGUGAAGGAAGCUACAAUAGAUAUUACAGUCAUGUUGAUUACCGAGACUAUGACGAGGGCCGCAGUUUUUCUCAUGAUCGAAGAAGUGGUCCACCUCACAGAGGAGAUGACUCUGGCUAUAAGUGGACAAGAGAUGAUCAUUCUGGAAGUCGUCAGGCUGAAUACAGGGACAUGAGAGAUGGCUUUAGAAGAAAGAGUGGCUACACUUCCCAUUAUGCCAGAGACCGGUCUCCUCAUAAAAGAGAAACUCCUUUUUUCAGAGACUCAUCUGUAGGCAGAAAGGAUUCUCCACACAGCAGAUCUGGUUCCAGUGUCAGUAGUAGAAGCUACUCUCCAGAAAGAAGCAAAACUUACUCUUUCCAUCAACAUAGAAAAUCCGUGCGUGCUGAUGCCUCCUACAAACGGCAGAAUGAAGGAAAGCCAGAAAGAGGUAAAGAAAGACCUGUUCAGUCUUUGAAAACAUCAAGAGACACUUCACCCUCAAGUUCUUCAACAGUUCCUUCAUCAAAGGUAUUAGACAAAUCCAAGUUCCUAAAUGAAAAGGAACAUGCUGAAGCUGCAAGCAAGUGGGCUGCUGAAAAGCUAGAGAAGGCAGAUGAAAGUAACUUACCUGAAAUUUCUGAGUACGAGGCGGGAUCCACAGCACCAUUGUUUAUUGACCAGCCAGAAGAACCUGAGUCAAAUGCAACAGAUGGCAUAGAAUUAUUUGAAGACAGUCAACUAAACAGUCGCUCUAAAGCAAUAGCAUCAAAAACCAAAGAGAUUGAACAGGUUUACCGGCAAGACUGUGAAACAUUUGGGAUGGUUGUGAAAAUGCUGAUUGAAAAAGAUCCUUCAUUAGAGAAGUCCAUACAGUUUGCGCUGAGACAGAAUUUACAUGAAAUAGGUGAGCGGUGUGUUGAAGAGCUCAAGCAUUUCAUUGCAGAAUAUGACACCUCUAGUCAAGACUUCGGGGAGCCAUUUUAGAAAUUUACUUGCUCAGGCAAAAAAAUGUUUCUGGAUUUUUUUUCCUGGAUUGUGUAAAUCCUUAAUAUAUGGAUUUUUGUGAUGAAGUAUUUUAUGAUAGUUGACCACCUUUCCGAUAUUAAAUAAACAUCUAAAAGAA